UGAGGCUCAUGGGACGCAGUGGGGGGCAGUGCUGGGGGCUGCCUCCAUGGCCCUGUGCCUGCCCAAGCAGGGGCGCUCAGGCCUGCACCCCACCAGGCAUGAGGUGUGACCCUGCCUGUGGGGCUUGGCUGUGAGCCCACAGCUGACCUCCCUGUAUCUGCCCCAUACUGGGGUGUAGGCGGGGCUGUGGGGCCUGGGAGAGAUGUUAUUUAACCUCUUGUGGAAAAGGUAAAAUUUAUUUAAAGCACUCUUAUUUUUGUAAGAAAAAAGGAAAAAGGAAUGAGAGGCCCCAGGUGCAUGGGCAGGGGCCAGGGGGAAGGUCCUGAGGUGCAGGGGGUGGCAGGGCACUGGCCCAGGAGGCAGGGGUCCCGUCAUGGGCAGUUGAGGCUUGAGUACGUCUGCAGAGGGAAGGUGGGGGUGAGCUGGGCACCAGGGUGAGGGCUGGAGCCCAGGGGGGUUUGUGGCAGGGAGGCUCUGGGGCCGGAUGGCAGGAGGGGUGGCAGGGCUGAGUGCAGCAGGCAGGGGAAGGACAGAGGGAAGAAGCAGGGCCUGUCUCUCUGGCAAGGGGGCCAGGGCCUGGGCAUGGGGGCAAUGCUGUGACCCUGCAAUGGGUACCUGCCCACAGGGGCCAGGAGUGGGGCCAUGCAGGAGUGCAGAGGGGACUGGCUUCUGCACGUGGCACGCGCUACUGUUUGUAACUCAAUAAACGGUGCCAGCACCAAGAGAGCCUGAGUGUCACUGCGGUGCUGGGCAGCAGCAGGCUGCUGGGGCAGUGGGUCUUGGCAGGACUCCCAGGGCCUGCUGCUCCCAGCACCAUGCCCAGGCAGGUGCACCAGCCAUGUGGGGUCCGGGCCUGAGGUGCACACGGGCUGCAGUGUACGGCCUGGCAGGCCGCGGGCUCAUGCAGGGACCAGCAGUGCCCUCUGCAGGCCACGUGCUGCCACAGCCACCCACUGCCGAUGACCGCCAGCCCGGUCCUUCCUGCCACGCUGCCCGGCCCGGCAGAGACGGCUGCGGCUGCCUGCCCCGGCCUGAUGCCCUGUCUGGCAUCACUGCCCUCGCCUCCCCUCAUCACGGCCGCGCUGCCCGGGGGAGAGGAAGGUAAGAACAAUGGCGGGCCCUGAGGACGACCUGAUCGGGAUCCCGUUCCCAGAGCACAGCAGCGAGCUGCUCUGCAGCCUGAACGAGCAGCGGCAGCUAGGGGUGCUGUGCUAUGUGACGCUGCGCAGCCACGGCCUGGAGUACCGCACACACCGUGCCGUGCUAGCUGCCUGCAGCCUCUACUUCAAGAAGCUGUUUGCGGGGCCAGGGCUGGGCCCGGGGUUGGGGCCAGGCCAGGACGUGUGCGAGCUGGACUUCGUGGGGCCUGAGGCUCUGGGUGCACUGCUGGAGUUUGCCUACACGGCCACGCUGACGUUGAGCCGGGCCACGCUGGGAGAGGUGCUGCGUGCCGCCCGGCUGCUGGAGAUUCCCUGCGUCAUCGCCGCCUGCGUGGAGAUCCUACAGGGCAGUGGGCUGGAGGCGCCAGGACCAGAUGCCAGCGACUGGGAGCGUGCCCGCCGCUACCUGGAGGCUUUCGUGGCCUUGCCCGAUGGCGACGGGGAUGCAGCUGAGCCCCUGCCCCCUCGGCCUGCCGCCCGGCGCAGCAAGAAGACACGCAAGUUCCUGCAGGCCCGGGGCUUGCGGCUCAACCACCGGGCCGAGGAGCCUGUGCUGGACACCGAGGGCUACGGCAGCUCCCCGCCUGCACCCCUGCCCCUGCCCGAGGGCCUGGCUGCCUAUGAGCCUGGGGAGGAGGAGGAUCUGCCGCCGGCCGCCUUCCCCUUCCCCUACCAGGCACCGCUGUCCCCAGAGGAGGCUGGCUCUGAUGAGGAACCCAUGGACCCCGAGCUCAUGGCCUACCUGAGCUCGCUGCACCACGAGGCGCUGGCUCCUGGCCUAGACGGCCCUGACAAGCUGGUGCGCAAGCGCCGCUCGCAGAUGCCGCAGGAGUGCCCCGUCUGCCACAAGGUCAUCCACGGCGCAGGCAAGCUGCCCCGGCACAUGCGCACCCACACCGGCGAGAAGCCCUUCGCCUGCGAGGUCUGCGGAGUCCGCUUCACUCGGAACGACAAGCUAAAGAUCCACAUGCGCAAGCACACGGGUGAGCGGCCGUACUCGUGCCCUCACUGCAGCGCCCGCUUCCUGCACAGCUACGACCUGAAGAACCACCUACACCUGCACACGGGUGCGCGGCCCUAUGAGUGCUACCUGUGCCACAAGGCCUUUGCCAAGGACGACCACCUGCAGCGCCACCUCAAGGGGCAGAACUGCCUGGAGGUGCGGACGCGCCGGCGCCGCCGCGAUGACCCGCCCCCGCCACCUGCUGGGCCCCAGGGCCUUGACCUCUCCAACGGGCGCCUUGAGGGGCUGCGCCUCUCGCUUGCCCGCCUCUGGGACCCUGGCCGGGCACCCCCGCCCCCCGACGACGAGGAUGACGAGGAGGCCGAGGCUGAGGAGGGGCCGCAGCCGGACGGCGCCGUGCCCAUGGAGAUGGCAUAAAUGCACCGUGCCAGGGGCAUUUGGGAGCCGCCACGGCACCAGGCUCCUCUCAGGCCUGGCCACACAGUGGGGCAGGGGCCUGGGCCUGGCUGCCGUAGCCCCCAACCAGGGCUUGGAGCUGGCAGGGUGAGGCCUGGCGCGCUGGACCGGACCGCACAGCUGCACGAAGCAAUAAAGCCCCCAGGCACCUGGGGAGUGGGUGGCCUGCCCCUGCCCCGCUGGACGUGGGCGACCACAGGGGCAGGGUGCCAGGACUCCUGGGUUCCUGGGCAGGCGGUGGGAAGCCAUUCCCCACCAACAGCCUGGCUUGACGACGCGAGUUUCUGUUCCUGUUUUUCCCGUCGCUGUUUGUUCUGAAUUAUGCAAAGGGGGAAACUCCCCCUGGCGGAUUUGCACAAUGAAAGGCUGGGGGGGGGCCGCACCCCGCCCAGGCCCCCCCGCGGCCCCGGGUGUUACGUGAGCUGCUGGGAGCCGGGGCGUGGCAGGGCGGGGGCAAUGCCAGCCCCGGGCGGCCCCCAGGCGCAGGGAUCCGGCUGUCCAUCUAUGUCCCCUCCCUAUUGCGCUGGGGGGGCACAGCCCCGCCCCCUGGCAGGGCGCCGCAGCCCUGGGGCGGC
Messenger RNA from Alligator sinensis (Chinese alligator), 3155 nucleotides. It is a transcript of the gene ZBTB7B, whose product is annotated as zinc finger and BTB domain containing 7B. Gene Ontology annotation, biological process: transforming growth factor beta receptor signaling pathway; regulation of transcription by RNA polymerase II; positive regulation of gene expression. The transcript has 3 exons. The record is from RefSeq and is a predicted model, not a curated record. Gene Ontology annotation, molecular function: DNA-binding transcription factor activity, RNA polymerase II-specific; protein binding; RNA polymerase II cis-regulatory region sequence-specific DNA binding. Gene Ontology annotation, cellular component: transcription regulator complex. The coding region runs from base 1111 to 2541 and encodes 476 amino acids. NCBI's taxonomy places the organism in Eukaryota, Metazoa, Chordata, Crocodylia, Alligatoridae.